ACUUAUUACUCUAUGAGUAAACAAUAGAGAGUUAAAAUGUUUUGUUUGUAAUUCAAUAAUCAAAAUCAUUCGAAAAUUAUUAGUGAACUAGUUUAGGUUUUUCAUUUUGGUCUGAGUUAUAUCCAAAUUAUUUUGGUUAAAUUAAAAUUUUAGUUUCCGGAAAGAGAAAAUACUAUUUUCAUAAUGAGGGAAUGCAUCUCCAUGCACGUGGGCCAGGCCGGCGUGCAGAUCGGCAACGCCUGCUGGGAGCUGUACUGCCUGGAGCACGGCAUCGAGAGCGACGGCAUUCUGCCCGAGGACAAGAAGGCCUGCCUCGCCGACAGCUGCUUCGACACCUUCUUCUCCGAGUCGGCCGGCGGCAAGAUGACGCCGCGCGCCAUCAUGAUCGACCUCGAGCCCACCGUCAUAGACGAGGUGCGCACGAGCGCCUACAAGCUGCUGCACCACCCGGAGAACCUCAUCUCGGGGCGCGAGGACGCGGCCAACAACUACGCCCGCGGCUUCUACACCAUCGGCAAGGACGUGAUCGCGCAGACCAUGGACCGCGUGCGCAAGCUGUCCGACAAGUGCGAGGGCCUGCAGGGCUUCUUCGUAUUCCACUCGUUCGGCGGCGGCACCGGCUCCGGCUUCACGUCGCUGCUCAUGCAGAAGCUGCACGACGACUAUGCGCGCAAGAGCCGCCUCGAGUUCGCCAUCUACCCGGCGCCGCAGGUGUCGACGGCUGUGGUAGAGCCCUACAAUGCCGUGUUCAACACGCACACCACCAUGCCCAACUCGGACUGCGCCUUCGUGGUGGACAACGAGGCCAUCUACGACAUCUGCGUGCGAAGACUCACCAUCGACCGGCCCAGCUACGCCAACCUGAACCGCCUGAUCGCGCAGGUGGUGUCGUCCGCCACGGCGUCUCUGCGCUUCGACGGCUCGCUCAAUGUGGACUUCACCGAGUUCCAGACCAACCUGGUGCCCUUCCCGCGCAUACACUUCCCCAUGGCCACCUACUCGCCGGUGGUGUCGGAGGGCUCGGCCUACCACGACGCGCUCACCGUGGCUGAGAUCACGUCCGAGUGCUUCGAGCCGCCCAACCAGAUGGUGAAGUGCGACCCACGGCACGGCAAGUACAUGGCCUGCUGCAUGCUGUACCGCGGGGACGUCGUGCCCAAGGACGUGAACGCCGCCAUCGCCACCAUGAAGGCCAAGUCUGACAUACAGUUCGUGGACUGGUGCCCCACCGGCUUCAAGGUGGGCAUCAACUACCAGCCGCCCGUGGUGGUGCCGGGAGGCGACCUGGCCAAGACGAGCCGCGCGGUCUGCAUGCUGUCCAACACGACGGCCAUAAGCGAGGCGUGGCAGCGGCUCAACCACAAGUUCAACCUGAUGUACGCGAAGCGCGCCUUCGUGCACUGGUACGUGGGCGAGGGCAUGGAGAUGGACGAGUUCGUGCAGGCGCGCGAGGACAUGGCGGCGCUGGAGAAGGACUACGCCGAAGUGGCGGCCGACACGGCGGACAGCGACGACGACCAGCUGGGGGCGAAGGACGCCAGCGAGUACUGAGGCCUCUCCUCUUCCCUCCUCUAUCAUCACCCCGACCCCGCGGCUUUCACACCUGCAGUCAACACCACCCCGGCGCUUCAAGUGCGUGAAUGAGGCUCCUCCAAGUUCAUUCAACUUAAAACUUUAAAAAUGAAAUUAACGAAAAAUAAUUGAAGAGGAGUGUUUUUUUGUUCUAUUAGUUUUUUUUUUUGGAUGAAAGUCGCAUUCAUUAGUUACACUUUUAGGGAUCAGUUAUUUUUGAUAUCUUUAAAAAAUUGUAAUUAUGCUGUAUACAUAUUUUUUAUUUUACUAUACAAAUGUUAACUACGGCCUGUCUGAGAAAUACAAUUUUACAAUGGGAUUUUUUAGACUUUUAGACAUUUUGGUUGUUAUUUUUUCAUGUGAUCACUAAAUGUUUUUAAAAUAAAUAUGAUGUGAGACUGACAUCAAAAUGUUUUUUUAAGAACUUAACACAACUAUCAUCUUUUCAAUUGUUUCGGUGUUUAAACGUGGUAUAUUAUUUACAGGUACGAAAAAAAGUUAUAAUACACAACCAAUAACACGAACAUAUUAUUUAAUACAACAUUUUUAGUAUUAUAACCCAAUAAAAUUUAAUAAAUUUUUUUUUAAAGAAA
This is a messenger RNA of Bacillus rossius redtenbacheri, 2165 nucleotides long. Its product is annotated as tubulin alpha-8 chain-like. Gene Ontology annotation, biological process: microtubule cytoskeleton organization; mitotic cell cycle. Gene Ontology annotation, cellular component: cytoplasm; microtubule. Bases 184 to 1551 code for a protein of 455 amino acids. The transcript is spliced from 6 exons. Lineage: Eukaryota; Metazoa; Arthropoda; Insecta; Phasmatodea; Bacillidae. Gene Ontology annotation, molecular function: GTP binding; structural constituent of cytoskeleton. The record is from RefSeq and is a predicted model, not a curated record.